AUGGCUCUUGUCGCCCAAAGCGCAACCUUCAUCCACCAGUAUAUCUCUUCGUUUCUUCACUCCAAGCCCCGUAAAUCUCCUGAAGCGCUGAAGCUAGGUAUUCUAUCCUCGGCGCAGAUCAAUGCCGCUGCAGUUAUCCACCCCGCGGAAACACAUCCGGAUGUAAUCUUAUACGCUAUUGCGUCUCGCGACGCUUCGACUGCCGCUCAGGCAGCUAAACAGUACAACAUCACCAAAUCGUACGGGUCAUAUCAGGAACUCUUGGAUGACCCUGCUGUGGAUAUUGUAUAUGUGUCCACCCCCAAUGGACAACAUUAUGAAUGGACUUCCAAGGCCCUCCAGGCUGGAAAGCAUGUGCUCUGCGAGAAGCCAGUCACAUCAAACGCAGACGAAGCAAAGGGCUUAGUGAGCCUAGCCAACGAGAAAGGAUUGACACUUGAAGAAGCUUUCCACUGGCAAUUCCACCCUGCAGCACAUGCAUGGCGGCAUAUUCUAGAGUCCGGCCAGCAUGGCAGGAUUCUGCGGACGAAGGCUGUGAUGACGGCUAGUCCCGGUGUACCGAAGGGAGAUAUCCGAUGGCAAUAUGAUCUAGGUGGUGGCUCGGCGAUGGAUAUGACGUACGCCCUAUCAUUCACACGUUACGCCCUCCGCGCACGGCACCCUAAAGCCAUCAACUCAGUCACUGCCCGCGUCUCCAGCGACGAUCCGCGCGUCGACGCGGCCAUGUACGCCUAUCUGACAUUUGUCGGACCCCAGGAUACCGAGGUCCAUAGCCAGAUCUACACCGAUAUGGAACGGCAAUGGGUUGUUGGUGUUGUUCCACGUUUCUGGGAGUUGCCUUCAAUUGAAGUAGAGACUGAGAGGGCUAUCAUCUUCUUCUACAAUGCGAUGAUGCCACAUCUGUAUCACUACAUUGCUGUCACCGACAAGACAACGGGCCAUACACGUUACCACAAGCAAUACAAAGGAGGUCCUUUGUGGGGCAAUAUUACGACCACUGGCGGAAAAGGUGGCAGUUCGCACUGGAGUACCUAUCGAUGGCAGCUGGAGGCGUUCGUCGAUGCUGUCAAAGGCAAAACACCUACAUACUGGAUCCCCGGAGAGGAUAGCAUUUGCCAGAUGGAAUGCAUUGAUGCUUUGUAUCAAGCUGCCGGUCUACCAGAUGUGUCAUCAGAAGGGAAUACAAGUAAUCUGGACAUAUGCGAAAGUCUCCUCGUCGCAUAUAGCUUUUUGAAAGCCCGGGGCCCGAAAGACUUGUCCGGUGCUGAUGAGGUUGCUGCAAAUCAUAUUUAUUCCUGGGCAAGUGAUGCUGCACUCCCGUCUCCAGUCUAUGCUCAGCUAGGAGAUUCAUCGGAUGAGAAAAAUGAUGCUAUCCUGGAAGACCAACUAAGGUCGAGGAUUGCGUUGUCGGUGAUUGCCACAUUGAAUGAAUCACUGCCAAUAUCCAAAGCCGAGAAUGCGGCAGACAUUGUUAUUGCAUUAGCCAGCUUCUCAUCCACAGAAGAUCCAUGGACAACGGAAGAAGCAUUCACAUGUGCCACUACCGCACUGGAUAAUCUUACUCCGGCAACUGCUUCCGACACAGAAUCGAAUACCACAUUCUGGUCCGUGGUCGAAAGGAUCCUCAAGGACAAAAUUAGACCCCUCUUCGCAAAAACCAGAAACCCAGCUAUCACCUCUGCCGGACGCAAGAACUUCCACCCCGUCCCAUUACCUCGAUUCGACGCCAGUAUCCUAGACCCAGAAACCAAGCCAUGGAAGAUUCAAGACAUUUAUGCCACAACCGUCCUUUCCUGGAUAACCCAGCAAUAUAAACCCACCAACCAAACCAAUCUUGAAACCCAUUUCCCUUUGCUAGUCCCCUCAAUCCUAGCCCUAAUAGACGACGACACAACCUCCAUCAAAACAAAAGGCUGCACCCUCCUCAGACAACUUCUAACCCCAAUCCAAGCAACCAAAUCCCCAAUUCUCCACCGCACAAACCUAACCUCCGUCUUCGAAGAUGCCAUAAGACCCUGCCUCCUCUCCCUCCCCACCAUAACCCCAGAGCCUGACUCCAUAAACCUCCUGAAAGAAGCCUACCCAGCACUCCUCACCCUCCAAAAAACAACUUACACAAACACCCCCUCCCCAUCCCCAUUUCAGCAAUCCCAAUCCCAAUCCCAAUCCCAACCCAACAAACUCGAAACCUACAUAUCCCGUCUAACAACCACCCUCCGAGAAAACCUCAUCCCAUCAUUCCACCACAUCAGCUCAACAGAUACGACCUCGCUAUCAUCUGACUUCGCAUCAUUCCCGUAUCCGCGUCUCUCGACGCUGCUUUUGGAGCAGAUCGUGACUGUCCUGGGAGAGCUGGGUAUCCACACGACGAAGUUCCUGCAGGAUAUUAUUCCACUAUUGCAUAAUACGCUGGCGAAUCCGUUUGGACCGGCUUAUCCGCCGAUGCUUUUGGGUGCUGUGGAGGUUGCGAGAAUGGUGGUUUUGAAUGCGCAUCCGCGGGUGUGGAGGUGGAGGGGGGAGAUUUUGGGUGCGGUGUGCGCGUGCUGGCUUCAUGUUGUUGAGGAGGAGAGUGAUAUUGUGGAUCGGGUUAAGAGGAACGGGUUGUCGGGGGAGAGUGAGAGUAAGAGUGAGAGUGCGGUUUUGAGGAGGCUUAGGAAGGAGUUGAGGGGGGUGGUUUAUCUGCUGAAAUUCGCUUUGCAGAAUUCCAUUCAAGUGGAUGGUGGGGAGGGUCAAUUGGAGGCGAAGGAGAAUCUGGACAAGGAGUUGCGAGAGUUGGUUGAUGCGGAUGAGAGUUUAAGUGGUCUUCUUUUAGAAGAGAUUGAUGCCAAUGAUGGGAGCUUUUUUGGGGAAGCCUAG
Aspergillus caelatus is the source of this 2856-nucleotide messenger RNA. RefSeq lists its product as uncharacterized. The transcript is spliced from 8 exons. The record is from RefSeq and is a predicted model, not a curated record. NCBI's taxonomy places the organism in Eukaryota, Fungi, Ascomycota, Eurotiomycetes, Eurotiales, Aspergillaceae. The coding region runs from base 1 to 2856 and encodes 951 amino acids. Gene Ontology annotation, molecular function: nucleotide binding.